AAGGAAAGUCAAGCAAUGCGCAUGUCCACUCUGCUGUCGGUUUGAAAACACCAGCAUAAUUUCUCCGUUCGUCGAUCCUCCGUUUUUCGGUUCGUUACCAGAGAUGAACAGCGUCGGGGAGGCCUGUACCGACCUGAAGCGGGAGUACGACCAGUGUUUCAACCGCUGGUUUGCCGAGAAGUUCCUGAAGGGGGACCGGAGCGGGGACCCGUGCACCGAGACGUUCCGCCGGUACCAGUGCUGCGUGCAGAAGGCCAUCAAGGAGAAGGACAUCCCGGUGGACGGGGUGGAGUUCAUGGGGCCCAACAAGGACAAACCGGAGAGCUGAUGGAGGGUGGGAUAGAUCACCGAUAAUCAGAUCGAUACCCGCACUGACGGUGACCUACUGGAGUCCACGAGGCCCACUGAGCAUGCGCAGAAGCGGAUAAGCUGCAGAAUGGGAGGAAGCCUUUUGACUUAACUUUGAGCUUUUCUAUUAAAAUCUUCUUCUGUUUGUAGCUUCAGUUCUUAAACAUGAAGAAUGUGGCGGGGCUGGAUGGGGCCCUGCAGGGUCCUCUGAAGCACAAAGAUGCUGUUUGGGGCCCCAAAAUCUGAACUUAAACUGCUGCUGGAGCCAAACAUCAGAGAACCCGGAAGUAGCCAAACAUUUCCUACACCGCAGACUAAUAAAGCAGAGGAAUCAGAAAAUAAAGACAACCUGUGCUCUAACUGUUCACAUUUAACAAUAAGUAUGCCUCUACUGAAAUCUACUUUUUGCUUUUUACAAAUCUUAAAUUAAAGGUGGACAAAGCUGGUCAGAA
Messenger RNA from Acanthochromis polyacanthus (spiny chromis), 800 nucleotides. RefSeq names its product TP53 regulated inhibitor of apoptosis 1 (gene triap1). NCBI's taxonomy places the organism in Eukaryota, Metazoa, Chordata, Actinopteri, Pomacentridae. The record is from RefSeq and is a predicted model, not a curated record. The transcript has a single exon. Bases 104 to 328 code for a protein of 74 amino acids.